AUGGCAAAGGAUAUAAUAAGCACUUUAUCGGACUUUCUUCUGUGUCACAUUCUCUCCUUUCUCGAAGCCAAACAUGUAGUUGCCACAGCCGUUCUUUCCAAGAGGUGGAGCAAUCUCUGGCUCUACGUUCAUAUUCUCGAAUUCUAUGCUCGAUUGACGGAUGAAAACGCCAAUUUUCGCUUUAAUGACUUCGUCUACUCCGUUUUGCUCUCACGAGAUCCUGCAAUUUCUAUUAAGCGGUUCAAACUCUUCGUUGACUACGAUUGUGAAGAAGAUUUAAAUCUUCCCACUCUCGGUUUUGCCAAAUGGAUCAACUAUGUGAUACAUCGCGGUGUUCAACAUCUGGAUCUCUUUCUGGAUUUGCCGAGUAUACCUAAAUUGCCUAAUACCAUUUUCAGCUGCAAAACCCUAGUUUCUCUCGUUCUUACUUUUUUUCGUCUAGACCAUAGUUUUUCUUCCUUUCAACUUCCCUCGCUCAAAACCCUUAAUUUAGAAUUCAUAAUUAUCCCAAAAGAUCUAGAUUUUAUGUUGAUUUUAGCUGCUUGUCCGGUUCUUGAAAAUUUAUUGGUUUAUGAUCUACAGUGGCUCCAUUCUGAGGACUCUCUAAGUUGUAACAAAUGGAAAAACUUUAUCUUAAGUAACUUGAUCGAUGCAAAUGUUGAUUCCUCUUAUUUUCAUUUUCCAUUGAAAACACUUCACAAUGUACAAUAUCUCGAGAUUUCAAUUGCUAAGAUGCAUAGCUUUAGUGAUUUCAUUCCAACCUUUCAUAAUUUGACAUACCUGCACCUUAGCUGUCUCAAUUAUCGGUGGCAUUUUUUAGUAGAAGUUCUCAAACACUGCCCUAAUCUUCAAGAUCUUGACAUUGAUGAGGCUGGGGCUUAUGCAACCGAGGAAACAUGGACUAGAAAAGAUGACAAAGAAAAUUGGAUGGACCCAGAUUUUGUUCCACAAUGCCUUUCAUUACACCUCAGAAAUUGCCAUCUUCUGAACUUCUUUGGCCUACAAGGUGAGCUUUUGCUAGCAAUGUAUAUUUUGAAGAAUGCAAGGGUUUUACAAAUCAUGGAAAUUUGGAACUAUGGACAACGCGAAAUAGAAAGACUACUAGACUCAUGUCCAAGGGCUUCAUCAAUGUGUAAACUUACCGUUUAUCACUAUCCAUUUGAUGGUAGAAGUGAGGCGUCUUUGGAAGCAAGAGCAUCAUCUGAUGGUGACAGUGAUUGA
Molecule: messenger RNA, 1221 nt
Organism: Trifolium pratense (red clover)
Lineage: Eukaryota; Viridiplantae; Streptophyta; Magnoliopsida; Fabales; Fabaceae
Product: F-box/FBD/LRR-repeat protein At3g26920-like
Exons: 4
Coding region: 1-1221 (406 amino acids)
Molecular function (GO): protein binding
Source: RefSeq, a predicted model, not a curated record